Ylistrum balloti is the source of this 1671-nucleotide messenger RNA. RefSeq names its product sodium- and chloride-dependent creatine transporter 1-like. Bases 1 to 1671 code for a protein of 556 amino acids. Gene Ontology annotation, biological process: sodium ion transmembrane transport. Gene Ontology annotation, cellular component: membrane. The record is from RefSeq and is a predicted model, not a curated record. The transcript has 14 exons. NCBI's taxonomy places the organism in Eukaryota, Metazoa, Mollusca, Bivalvia, Pectinida, Pectinidae.
AUGGAGUAUAAAGAUAAAACAGAAAAAUCUUGUCUAGCCGAAAACUCCAACGUAUCUGUGGUUGAAAAGUUUAUCGAGGAAGAAGGAAAAGAUAAGAUCCCUAGAGACACAUGGACAAACAAGUUAGAUUUUAUUCUUGCCUGUGUGGGAACAGCAGUGGGCUUAGGAAAUCUAUGGAGGUUUCCGUAUCUGUGUUACAAAAACGGAGGAGGUGCGUUCCUUAUACCAUUUCUGACAUUCGUCGUGUUGGGAGGCGUUCCAAUGUUUACGCUGGAGUUAGGACUGGGACAGUACAUGAGUCUCACGGGCUUUGAAGCAUGGAAAAUAUGCCCUGUAUUUCAAGGAAUAGGAAUCGCGAAUUUUGUUACGAUUUUCCUCACUAACAUAUACUACAUUAUGGUACUGGUGUGGGCUGGAUACUACUUCGUGCUGAGUUUGAACUCGGUCCUGCCCUGGUCUAACUGCAACAACGAUUGGAACACACCCAGACGGGAAGUAUUGCGUUUGAGCACAGGUAUCACGGAUGGUGGGGGUAUCAUUUGGCAACUAGCUCUGUCUUUAAUGAUUUUAUGGAUAAUUGUCUACUUCUGCUUGUGGAGAGGUGUCAAGUGGACUGGUAAGGUUGUAUAUUUCACGGCCCUAUUUCCCUACGUCAUACUAAGUAUACUUCUUGUUAGGGGACUGACGCUAGAUGGCGCCAGAGAAGGUGUGGUAUACUACAUUAAACCAGACAUGACACGACUUGCUGACAUACAGGUUUGGAUUGAUGGAGGGACGCAGGUGUUCUUUUCCUACGCCACAGCAGCUAAUCAGAUAAUCACUCUCGGGAGUUACAAUAAAUUUACAAACAAUUUCUACAGUGGAACAAGUCUGGUCGGGGGAUUCGCCGUCUUUUCCGUACUAGGAUUUAUGGCCAAACAACAUAACCUUCCAAUAGCAGACGUGGCUAAUGCUGGUCCCGGAUUGGCUUUUAUUACAUACCCGAACGCCGUCACACAGAUGCCAAUUUCGCCGUUGUGGGCAGCACUUUUCUUUUUGAUGAUAGUUCUACUAGGGCUUGACAGUCAUUUUGUUGGGGUUGAAGCCGUCAUAUCCUCAGUCAUGGAUGUUUUCCCAGAUAUCAUGCGAAAGAAAAAUCGCCGAUCAAUGCUUGUUGGAGCCUAUUGUCUCCUUUCGUUCCUGCUUGGCCUCUGUAUGGUUUCCAGGGGAGGAAUGUAUAUAUUCCAGCUAUUCGACUACUACUCCGCCAGUGGAAUGGUCCUUCUGUGGUCAGUGUUCUGGGAGGUGGUGGCCAUUGCUUGGGUGUUUGGUGUUGAUCGGUUCUAUGAUGCUAUUGAGAUGAUGAUAGGCUCUCGUAUCAACCCUUACCUGCGUUAUUGCUGGAAGUACCUGUCGCCUCUGUUGUGUAUGGGUCUGUUGUUGGCUCAAUUAAUCAUGUUCCAGCCCCUUAAGUACAACAAGACAUACGAGUACCCCAACUGGGCCCAGGCCUUCGGUAUUAUGUUGGCAUUAUCGUCCAUGAUUUGUAUCCCGGUCUAUGGUUUCUACAAGAUGGUCACUACAGAGGGACCACUGAUGAAGAGAUGGCGAAGAGUAACCACACCAGUGUUACAGAAACAUCAGAUACAUCCAAGUUGGGGAUUUACUGCCAAACGGGACAUUUCCCUCUAG